Closterium sp. Yama58-4 is the source of this 1494-nucleotide messenger RNA. The record is from the annotation of a GenBank genome assembly. NCBI's taxonomy places the organism in Eukaryota, Viridiplantae, Streptophyta, Zygnematophyceae, Desmidiales, Closteriaceae.
AUGUCCGCACCUCUGGUGAUCAUUGCUCGCACCUUGGUUGAGCCUCUUGUGAUCUCCUCUGACACCUCUGGCUCGGCUACGGCGGGUGACCUUGCCGCUGACGACACGGCAGCCACUCAUCGCUCUCCCCGCUUAGCGUCCCCCCCGGGUUUUUCGCCUCGCCCAUCUUCGCCGCCUUUGCAGCUUGUGGCUGAGGACACUAGUGCUGCUAGGGGUGGUGACACUGGGGACGAGGACUCUAGAGGUGCCGGUUCUGGGGGUGCUGCGACUGGAGGUGUGGAAUCUGGGGGUGCUGCGACUGGAGGUGCGGGUUCUGAGGGCGCUGCGACUGGAGGUGCGGGUUCUGGGGGUGCUGCGACUGGGGGUGCGGGUUUUGGUGGUACUACGGGUGCAAGAGGUGCUACUGGUGCAAGAGGUACUGCCGGAGCUGGAGGCACUGGAGACCCUGGAGGUACUGGAGCUGCUGGAGCUGGUGGUGCUGCUGGUGCUGGAGGUGCUGCUGGUGCUGGAGGUACUGCCGGAGAUGGAGGUGCUGGAGGUGCUGGUGCUGGAGGUACUGCCGGAGAUGGAGGCGCUGGAGGUGCUGGUGUUGCUGGUACUGGAGGCACGGUAGGUGCUGGUGCUACUGGAGCUGGAGGUCCUGGAGGUGCUGGAGGUACUGUCGGUGCUAGAGUCCUUAGUAUUCCGUCUUCCACUGGUCUUCCCCAGCCUCUCCUGUGUCCUCCGCCUGACAAGUCACAACCGCGGUUACUGCCUGGCUCUCCACUGCCUGCUCCUUCUCCUUACAUUGAGCACACAGACUCUCUUACAGAGCGUCAUGAGCCUGCGUCUCGUCCUGCCUCCCCUGUUCGCACUGUUCGCACUGGUCGUCGUGUUCCUCGUCCGCGUCCUCCUCAUGUCCCCGGCACUCACACUAUGACACUUCGUCCUUCCUCUGUUCCACAGCGUGUUCCCCUGCCGUCUCCUCCUGCGUCCUCUCUUCCUGACGUUCCUGACCCUGAGUCUGACCGUGCUCCUGCUGCUGCCAGUCCCACUGUCACGCACCCGGAUGCACUUGACAUCCCUACCCCGCGCACUUACGCUGAGGCGAUCGCGGGUGAGUACUCCUCUCAGUGGCAGAUAGCCAUGGACGCGGAGAUGGCUUCCUGGAAGUCCACACGCACCUACCUCGGCGAGGUUCCCCCUCUUGGGGCGAACAUAGUCGAUGGCAUGUGGAUUUUCAGAGUGAAGCGGCCGCCGGGUUCUCCGCCUGUCUUCAAGGCGCGAUACGUCGAUCGAGGCUUCAGUCAGCGAGAGGGAGUCGACUUCUUUCAGACCUUCUCCCCCACCCCGAAGAUGACUACUCUUCGGGUGUUGCUGCACGUUGCAGCACAGCGUGACUACGAGCUGCACUCCCUCGACUUCUCCACAACUUUCUUGCAGGGCAGCCUGCACGAGGAGAUCUGGCUACGCCGUCCACCUGGCUUCAUUGGGUCGUUUCCUGUGGGUACCUAG